AUGUUGGCCACAGCUUCCUUGCACCACCCGACCAUGCGAGACUUGGAGCAAGAACUGAGAGACACCCUCGACCGUCUCCACGACAGCAAUGGAGACCCCAUCGAGGGUCUGCAUGUUCUUACCAGGAGAAUGGACAACGAAGACGAGGAGCAGUUUGAUGUCGAUUUGACCAUCCUGGACUUUCUCGUCUACAAAGCCACCGGUAUCGUCUUUGAAUGGAGGGCCAGUGCUGACCCGUUUCAUUCGGACCUGCCAAGUGCCUUGGUCACUAUGACCGGAGCAUUCCGCUCAAGGCUGCUUCAGUUCUUGCUCAUUUUCACACAUCGCCUUCAACACGAUGAGACCUGGACUAACGAAGAUUCCUUGGCCGAGCUGCGUGACCAGAACAAGAGCCGUGGAGAGUACUGGCAGCAACGGACUGACCACCCCGCUGCUUUACAGAAGCCUUUCGACCUUGAAAAAGAAUUCCCGCUGUCCGAUGGGGCACUGUUCGAGAACAGAAACGAUUUGGCUUCUGCCCUAAACAUGCCCCGCGACCAGCGGAGAUGGGUGACCGACAUGGCAGGGACGCCAUCGUUGCAUUGUCUAUUACCACUCUUCAUUGAGCUGACUGCUGCGCGAGUAAAUUUGGACGACGACUGGGUGCCAACCUCGGAGUGGCUGGACCUGGCUGGACAAUUCAUGAUGCAAGCCGCGAUUGAUGACUAUCUCCGUAAUGGGGCAUAUGGACCAGAGACGUUCAACACAGUCUUCGCCUUCGGUCGACCCGGUCCGCGAUGGGCAGAGGAAGGUUCAGAUGUCACAGCCAUGCGACGGCUCUUCUGUGACGACAGUGACCCACGCCAGGAGAUCCGUGGAUGGGCUGACACCAAGCGGCGGUACAUCAACGAGCUCUUGCCCAAGAAACCUUCGCAGACUUCAUUGCAGGCUAUACAAGCAGCACAAACGCGGCAUCCUUAUCGUGCGUUUGAGAUGCGUGUACUGUCAUUCCUGGAGCAUCUUCACCGCGGUCUCGUCAAGCCAGAUCUUGCCCAAGUUGAGGAAGGUCGCAUCAAUAUCGAUGGCAACGAGCUAUCAGAAGCUGACUCGCGAGAAAUGAUACGAAGAAUGGGUCUGUGAACCACUCUCUUCGACAUGCGAGUCCCUUUCUACUUUGUCCCCCAUCUCUCCAUUGGCACACACCUUGCCCAUAUGACACUGUACCAUGCUUUCCGGCAUCUGCCCUUCUUGAUUAUAGUUUGUUGACGCCCCUGCAUGACUGGCCGAUCAUCUGCACUGUUGUCUAUGGAGUUUCUUUUUGGCACCAUUUCUUUUUGUAGUCUUUUUUUUCUUGGUGCCACUUUGCGAACUUAAAAGUAUACCCAUUAGCGCUCAAGCUCGGCGACCAAUAUCACUAAAACACC
Parastagonospora nodorum SN15 is the source of this 1403-nucleotide messenger RNA. RefSeq lists its product as hypothetical. The record is from RefSeq and is a predicted model, not a curated record. Lineage: Eukaryota; Fungi; Ascomycota; Dothideomycetes; Pleosporales; Phaeosphaeriaceae. Bases 1 to 1119 code for a protein of 372 amino acids. The transcript is spliced from 3 exons.